Molecule: messenger RNA, 7065 nt
Organism: Callithrix jacchus (white-tufted-ear marmoset)
Lineage: Eukaryota; Metazoa; Chordata; Mammalia; Primates; Cebidae
Gene: AADACL3
Product: arylacetamide deacetylase like 3
Cellular component (GO): membrane
Molecular function (GO): carboxylic ester hydrolase activity
Source: RefSeq, a predicted model, not a curated record
UUUACUGUCUGAGGGGACAGAAAUUUUUCUUUUGUUGUGUUUUACUGCCAGAGGCUGGAUCUGGGUUUGGUACUUUGUAGGUGUUCAGCAAACCCCUGUGGAGUGAGGGGAUGAAUAAACAGGCUUUGUCCUCUUUCUUGCAAAUUCAGGAGACUGUGCUUGCUUACCUUUCCAGGUCAGGUCAGAGGCUGAUGUCACCAAUGGAAAGCCUCCCUAAUGACCAAGUGCCACAUCCACGGUCACAACAGCAAUAUCUGCUGUGUCUCCCACCUCUGGGCUCAGGUGAGAGAGCAGUCGUUCUCACACAGGGGAGAUUUUACCUCCCAGAAGAUAUGGCCAUAGCUGGAAACAUUUUUGUUGUCCCCACUCAGGAAGGGGCAGGGCUGGCGCUGGAAUGCCAUAGAUAAGAGGCCAGGGACAUUGGCAGACAUCCCACAAUGCACAGACUUAUGCAGUCCAGCGAGUGGCAGUACCGAGGUUGAGAAACCCUGCAUUCGCAACUCUUGGAUUCGAAUCCUGGCUCUGCCAAAUGCCAGCAUUCUGAUCGUGAGCAAGUUAUGUGCACUUGGCCUCAGUUUCCUAAUCUGUCAAGUGGGGAUAAUGAUAGGACGCCACACUCUGUAGGAUUGUUGGUUGCCUCAAGCGCAGCUGAAGUGGAAUCAGGAAGUGGGGGGAUGAGGUCCGAAGGCUGGUGGGCGGAAUCGUGUUUGUGAUGUCCAUUGUGACUUGGUGGCUUACCCAAGGCUAGUUAGCAGUGCCAGGUUGUAAGGUGGGACUCUAGAACUUUAUUUUCUGGCUGGAUCAGCUGGAUGGGCCACUUUCUUCUCUUCAUGGGCCCUGUCCUAGAACCAUAUCCUCACCUGAACCUGUGACUCACUGGGCUAGGCCAGCAUUUGUGGGAGGUAGGGGAGGGCAGAUGUGACUUAUAAGUGGAGGAGAUCUGCCAGCUCGGAACCAUGUCCUAAAGUGUCUAUGCAGUGCACGGCUUCCUCUGAGCCCCCUCCGAGUGAGAAGCAGCAUGUGGACCCUGGCCCUGAUGUUCCUCGCAGCAGCCUGCUUGUUCUCACUGGGGGUCGCUCUGUGGGUCAUUUGCAGCCAUUUUUUCAUUAUGCACAUCCCUGCAGCGGUUGGCCACCCUGUGAAACUGAGAGUCCUCCAUUGCAUAUUCCAGCUGCUGGUGACAUGGGGGAUGAUUUUUGAGAAGCUCAGAAUCUGUCCUAUGCCCCAAUUUGUCUGUUUCAUGCAAGAUCUGCAGCUGCUGAAGUACGAUCCUGACGUUGUGGUUACAGAUUUACGCUUUGGGACAAUCCCUGUGAAGCUGUACCAGCCCAAGGCAUCCAGCUGCACCCUGAAGCCUGGUAUUGUGUACUACCAUGGUGGCGGGGGUGCCAUCGGGAGCUUGAAAACCCACCAUGGCAUAUGCUCUCAUUUGUGCAAGGAGAGUGACUCCGUGGUUCUGGCAGUUGGUUACCGCAAGUUACCCAAAUAUAAGUUUCCAGUGCCAAUAAGAGACUGCUUGGUGGCCACCAUCCACUUCCUGAAGUCCCUACAUGCAUAUGGAGUGGAUCCAGCCCGGGUUGUGGUCUGUGGUGACAGUUUGGGAGGGGAAAUAGCCACAGUGGUUUGUCAAAAACUUGUGAACACGCCAGAUCUGCCCCGGAUCCGGGCUCAGAUCCUGAUCUAUGCCACAUUCCAAGUCCUAGAUAUUCAAACCCCUUCCUUUCAACAGAGAAAGAACAUCCCGAUGCUUAACUGGAGCUUCACCUCCUACUGUUUUUAUCACUUUCUGGAUAUCAGCCCCUCCUGGCACGAGGUCAUCAUGAAAGGCGCCCAUUUGCCUACCAAAGUCUGGGAAAAGUACAGAAAGUGGUUGGGCCCAGAAAACAUCCCGGAGAGGUUUAAGAGGGGCUACCGACAGAAGCCCCACGAGCCCGUGAAUGAAGCUGCUUACUUGGAACUAAGUGUUGUCCUGGAUGUGAUGUGCUCGCCCCUGAUUGCAGAAGAUGACAUAGUGUCUCAGCUCCCAGAAGCUUGCAUUGUGAGCUGUGAGUAUGACAUCCUCCGGGACAGUUCACUGUUGUACAAGAAGAGGCUGGAAGACCUGGGAGUGCCUGUGACCUGGCACCAUGUGGAGGAUGGUUUCCACGGAGUGCUCAACACCCUUGACAUGAAAUUCUUGUACUUCCCCAGCUCCACGAGAAUUCUGAAUAUGUUAACCCAUUUUAUAAAGGGACUGUGACCAUCUUUCUUCUCUGCUGGGGCUGCAGUGUGGAUUCCACGGUCAUCCGGCCUCCCACAGGACUCUCUGUUGCUGAUUUAGGUGGUGCAUAGUGAGGCUAGGGAGCAGAUGGAGAUUGCUGUCGCCUUUCUGAUCUACGUUCUAGAACCACACAAUCUCCAGAGGACGCCAUAGAGAAGACAGCUUUGCAGGUGGGAGUGGGCGCUCUGUCUUUGGCCUCUAUUGGGAAAACCUGGGAGGCUGACAAUCUUCAGUGGCCAUUUGUGGGAGUUAAUCACAGGUAAGGACUAUUCUCAGCCUCCCUAAGGGGCAGUUCAGACUCUCCAACUCUCCAGAUUGAUCCAGACUGUGGGUGAUUUGUGUCCACUUGGCUGGACCUUGGAAUAGCACAAGAGGAUCACAUACAAUCUCAUGGGGCUUUCCCAAGGUGUCUCAGAGGCAGGAGCUCUGAUGCUCUAGGCUGCUGGGAGGUGGUGGUGGAGAAACUGGCUUUCACCCACUUUCUCUUCUGUGAACAGUAAUGACUUCCUACUGUUUCUAAGCCCCUGGGAUCAGAGUCUUGACUGCCUAGGCUGGAAAAGCUAAGACAGAAUGGACAGAGCUUCCACAGUGGUGGGCAUCUAGCAGUGAAUAAAGACGUUUUGCAGCUGCCUGACUUGGGGAGGCUUUGGAGCUCCUGGAAUCAAAGCCUGACUUCCAACCAGAAGCCCGAAAUCAGUGUUCUAAGAGUUUGAGGAGAGAAGCUGGGAGGGAGGUGGGGUCCUGAGUCAGAGACCCAUGAAGGCUGAGUCUAACCAGAUAACCCUGUCCACAGUGCAAAGUUAAGACAGCCAAAGGGACAGAAGAUGUAUUGGAGAGAACGAUUUCUUUUUUAAGACAUGGAACCAACUCAAAUUGACCUCCAUCAGAAAGAGAAUGGAUUGGCUUAGGUAGCAAUGCAUGCAAGGCAUCCAUCAGGCAAGGUUUGAUCUAGGAACUCACACAGUGCCAUCAGCUGUCCUGUCUUCUCUGUUCUGCUCUUCUCUCCUCUGUGUUAAUGCCACCUUCACCUCUCCAUACGGUGGUACUGAGCAGCUUCAUGCUUACCUUCUCCCAGGGUCAAGUUCAUUAUCAUGGACUUGCCUUAUUCUUAGCAGUCCCAGCAAAAACUUUAUUGCAACUUGAUGGCUUUGCUGGCUUUCUGAGCAAUGUGUCCAGUUGCCACAACCAAGGGAAUGGAAUGUUCUAGCUGACCACUCCCAAGUCAUAUGUCAUCCAGAAGUGGAGGGUGGAGUCAGUUCACCGUGGUGCUUGGACUAAGCAUGAAGUGGUGAGUGACAGCUUCCCUAACCGAAGAGUAAAUUACAGAAGCUAAACAGAACCCUCAGGCAGGGUAUGUGGAAGUGGCAAGACAUGUCAAGGUCCACUGGGCAAGUCGGCCAACUGCUCCUUAGGAAUGAAAAUUCAUUUGAAAGGAAUGGUCAGGCUCCCAUGCUUGACCCACCUGCUCUUCUGGAGGCUCUGAUCUUGGUUAGUUAAUGGUCUUUACAGGCUGAGGUCAAGGCGAUUGCACAAAAAACCCUGUGAAUGCCCUUAACUUGCUUUCAGUUGAACAUUUGGGCUGAACUAUGAGGCAGAGAGGAAUCCUGUAGGGUGGCUCCUUGCUCUGUUCACAGUUGGCCGGAAGGUGGUUUGUUGGAGAAAUAGGAAUCAUCCCCUGAAAACACACACUGUGGUAGCCACUCGACUGUUGAAGAGCACUGGAGUCCAAGGGGCGAGGCCACCUCUGAGACAGGCCUCUGAGUUGAGAAGUUUCACCUCUGCCUCUGGAGAUGUGUAGGGGAACAUGAACUGACCUUCUGGGAAGUUGGAGUGGCAAGGAGUUGCUGAGGCACUGCAGGGCCGUGCCCAGCAGAGAGGAAUGUAUAACAUUUUGAGAGGCUGAAAGCGCCCCUGAUUGGCCUCUUGCCCAUGGCAGCUGCCUUCUGCAGAUCGUGGGAGAAUCAAGCACUUUCACCUAAUGGCUGGAUGAUUGAUUUUGGGACCGAAUUCUCUACUCCUCUCCUUUGCCCCAUCACCACUAUCCUUCCUGCAAUCCAUCCAUGAGACUCAGUGAGUGAAAAAGGGAUAGGAUUGAAUGUUCACCCAGGGCCAGCUACACACUAGGCACUGUACUGGGCCAUUUAAAUGUGCCACCUCCUAUGUUCCUCACAUUAAUCCUACAGAGUAGGUACAGACACACCUAUGGGAUACUGCAGCUUCAGUUCCACACCACAGCAGUAAAGCAAGUCACAUGGAUUAUUUUGCUUCCCUCGGUGCAUAUAAAAGUUACAUUUUCACUAUAUUGUUGUCUGUGAAGUGUGCAAUAGCAUUAUGUCUUUAAGAAGCAUGUACACACCUUAGUUAAAAAUACCUUGUUGAUGAAAAAUGCUAACAAUCAUCUGAGCCUCCACCGAUUGCAGUAGUCUGGGCUACUACUGUCUCUGUGGCAUUUGCACAUUCUCCCCAUGUCUGCAUGGUUUUCUCUGAGUUUUCCAGCUUCAUCCCACAUUCCCAAGAUGUGUUACAUUCAUGGGUCUGUCUAAAUUGUUGUAAUCUUUUUGCUGGUUGAUGAUCUUUCCUUGAUGUUGAUGACUGCCUGGUGAUGCAGGUGGUGGUUGCUGAAGGCUAGGGCAAUUUCUUUCUCUUCUUUUCUUUCUUUCUCUUUUCUUGCUUUCUUUUUUCUUUCUUUCUCUUUUUCUUCUUUCUUUUCCUUCCUUCCUUCCUUUUCUUUUUCUUUCCUUUCUUUCUUUUUUCUUUUCUUUCUCUUUUUCUUUCUUUUCCUUCCUUCCUUCCCUUUCCUUUCUUCCUUUUCCUUCCUUCCUCUUUUUCUUCCUAUCUUUCAUUUUUUACAAGUGAACAUUUAUUUUUGUGCCUUUCUUCUUAUGUGUAUUUCAAGUCUUUUUCACAACAAGGCCCCAGGAAUCUCCAGAUUCAGUUACCUGCCUGCGCUUGGUUGACUGCUGCAGAAGUCUUAGGGAGCAUUGUACAAAUGCUAGAAUUACUCAUUUAUCAACAUAAAGCCCCAGGAUAGAAGAUGCAACAAAGCAGGACUCCUUCCUCCAUGGAAUGUGCUGAUUUCCGACAAGGUGGCAGCCAAUGUAGAAAAUGCUGGAACUUUUCCUUGGAACUGGACUGUGAUGAGAGGUGCUUGGCAUGAACAUAAGCUACUGUCUUUUCUUUUUUCUUUUAAGAUGGAGUUUCACUCUUGUUGCCCAGGCUCGAGUGCAUUGGCGCGAUCUUGGCUCACCACAACCUCCGGCUCUGGCAAUUUCUUUUUCUUUUCUUUUUCUUUUGAGAUGGAGUCUCACUCUUGCUGCCCAGGCUAGAGUGCAGUGGCGUGAUCUUGGCUCAGUACAACCUCUGCCUCCCGGGUUCAAGCGAUUCUCCUGCCUCAGCCUCCCAAGUAGCUGGGAUUAUAGGCAUGAGCCACCACGCCUGGCUAAUUUUGUAUUUUUAGUAGAGACGGGGUUUCUCCAUGUUGACCAGGCUGUCUCGAACUCCUGACCUCAGGUGAUCUGCCCAUCUCGGCCUCCCAAAGUGCUGGGAUUACAGGCGUGAGCCACCACACCCAGCCCUUGGCGAUUUCUUAAAAUAAGACAACAAUGGAUUCGUCACAUCAAUGGACUCUUUCUUUCAUGAAAGAUUUCUCUUUAACAGACGAUGCUGUUUGAUCGCAGUUUACCCAGAGUAGAAUUUCUUUCAAAACUGGAUUCGAUCCUCUCAAACCCUCAUGCUACUUUAUCAACUAAGUUUAUGCAAUAUUCUAAAUCUUCUCUUGUCAUUUCAACAGUGUUCAUAGCACCUUCAUUAGAUUUCAUCUCAAGAAAUCACUGUUUUUGCUUAUCUGUAAGAAGCAACUCCUCAUCUGCCCAAGUUUGUUCAUGAGAUUACAGCAAUUCAGUCAUCUUCAGGCUCCACUCCUAAUUCUAGUUCUCUGGCUGUUUUCACCACAUCUGCAGUGACAUCUUCCACAGAAGUCAUGAACCCCUCAAAGUCAUCCAUAAGGGUUCACAUCAACGUCUUCCAACCUGUUAAUUCUGAUAUUUUGCCCCCCUCCCAUAAAUCGUGAAUGUUCCUCAUGGCAUCUGAAAUGGUGAAUUCUUUUUAGAAGUUUUCCAAUUUACUUUGCAGAGAUCCAUCAGAGGACUUACUGUCUAUGACAACUAUAUAACCUUACAAAUUGUAUUUCUUAAAUAAUUAGACUUGAAAGUCAAAAUACUCUUUGAUCCAUAGGCUGCAGAAUGGGUAUUGUGUCAGCAGGUGUGAAGACAACAUUAAUCUUGUACAUCUCUAUCAGAGUUCUUGGGUUACCAGGUAGGUGCCUUGUCAAUAAGCAGUAAUAUUUUCAAAGAAAUCUUUUAUUAUGAGCAGUAGGUCUCAACAGUGGACUUAAAGUAUCUAAUAAACCAUGUUGUAAACAGAUGUGCUGGCAUCCAGGCUCUUUUGUUCCAUUUGUAGAGCACAGGGAGGAUAGAUUUAGCAUAAUUUGCUGGAUGCAGUGGCUCACGCCUCUAAUCCCAGCAAUUUAGGAGGCCCAGGUGGGUGCAUCACCUGAGGUCAGGAGUUCGAGAUAGCCUGGUCAACAUGGCAAAACCUUGUCUCUACUAAAAAUACAAAAAAAAAAUUAGCUGGGCAUGGUGGCGGGUGCCUGUAAUCCCAGCUACUCAGGAGGCUGAGGCAGGAGAAUUGCUUGAACCCGGGAGGCAAAAGUUGCAGUGAGCCAAGAUUGUGCCACUGCACUCCAGCCUAGGUGACAGAGCGAGACUCAGUCUCAAAAAAAGAAAAAAAGAUUUAGCAUAAUUUUU